ACAAGUUUCCCCUACUGCGGCCGGUACAUAGUGUCAAAUACCACAAAUCCUAUACCCUUAGUAACCAACACGGAUCAGAAAACCCCCAUAUGCCCCUUCCCUCCAUACAUCCUCUUCCUCCAAACCCCACAACGGGCCACCAGCCACUCGCAAGCCUGGGUGGAACAAGGUCAACUAUACACCCGCCACCCGCGAGUACAUCCAGCGCUGGUGUCAGCAGAGAAACGCUUAAAAGUCUUCAAGAUGUCUACUGGAGUGAUGACGAGGAUGACCCCGAUUGUUUGCUUUGUGCAGAACCCCUCGAUUUGUCAGAUCUUAACUUCAAGCCUUGUCAGUGCGGUUUACAGAUCUGUCAGUUUUGUUACAACAAGCUGCUUUCCACCGAUGCUCGAUGUCCAGGCUGUCGUCGGACAUAUGAUACAAAGGCUGUCGUUUUUCAACCUGUUGACUGGGAAGAGGUAAAAAAGGCAAAGGAGAAAAAGGCAAAAAAGGCAAAAACGAUCAAGCAGUUGACUGGUAUUGGUCGUCGGCAUCUCCUUGGGGUUAGAAUUGUCAUGAAAAACAUGGUAUAUGUUGUAGGCAUGAAACUUCCUGCUAUAGGCGACGAGGCUUUAUCCGUGCUUCGGUCCAACGAUUACUUCGGUCAAUACGGCAAAAUCUCUAAGCUAUACCUUGCAGACACGAAAUCAUCAACCUCCGUUCCGUCUCUUGGGUCUGAUAAUUCUGAUUCAACUGGCAUAUAUAUUGUGUAUAUCCGACGAGAAGAUGCCGCUCGGUGUAUCACUUCCCUGGAUGGGAUUCCUGCUCCGCAAGGCCCUCCUGGUGCCGUUUUGAAGGCGUCAUACGGGACUGCGAGGUAUUGCGAGACAUUUUUGAAGGGUGCAAAAUGUGAUAACUCGAACUGUCAUGGUCUGCACGAAUGGGGAGGCGAAAGCGACACUUUCACAAAAGAAGACAUGGAAAUUGCCUUGACGCGGCCGUCGGAAUACGAUGCAAGACAAAAGCAGCAAAGUCAGGCUCAACCACAACAGACAAUUCCCUCUCUGUCAUCCAAAAUCGCUUGGCCCAAACCUUCAGGCGAGGACGGUCACUCAGUUUCCUCGGCAACCGGCCUUCCAAGCGCUGCCAGUUGGGGAAAAGGCAUCGGUGCAAAGAUAUCUGGUCGCGGUUCCGCUGGCGCCAUUGCCCGACCAACUAAAGCUAACGGCCUUUUCCCUCUCAGUAAAAACAAUGCCUCGUUCCCUCUCCCUACGCCUUCACCUACAGUCCCAAUCAUCAUUAAAGAGAAGAAGGAGAAGAAGUCUGCUACAAUGGCCAGAGCUCGGAGUACCGAUUCAACCCAGAGCACUACUCCGAGUAGUAAUCAGACAUCGCCCAAGAGAAAGGCCAAUGCUUUGCCAAAUUUAGCGACUACAAAGUCAACUACUUCAUCUGCUCCUGUGCCUCCUUUAUCGCGAAAUAUCGUACCCUCAGCAUCUGCCUCAGUCCCCGUCCUCGCCCCUUCAUCUCCCGCUCCUGCUCCCGAAACGGAGCCUGUCUCGGAAGGCACGGACGGGUCUGCCGACGAACAUUUGUCGGCUGAGUCUGAUGCUGGCCCUUCGUCCGAAUCCCCGGCCCCACAGACGCCCGCUCAUAUCAUUGAAAACAUCCCUCCACCUCCUGUAUCCUCAGAGCCCAUCAUCAUUCACUCUCCUUAUCCUGAACCUGUCAUAUUCCCUUUCCCCGCGGACGACAAAGACUUCGCGUUCGUGCUUGGUUUGGACGAUAGGGAGCUACAGAGAAUGCAAGCACAAGCGGAAGGAUACGAGCCUAGCCCAUUCAGCAAGACUCUCGAAGGAUUGGCUGAGCUAGGUGUCCAUGCGCCCGAGAUUCCUGAUUUAUUCGUUGCACCAACGUCUCCGCCAGUUGACCAUUACUCUGGACUGUUCAGGCCUUUCGAGGCUGACGAACCUUCCCCGGCAAUGUCGAACGAUACGCCCGGACCUUCACGCAUUUCUGAAGAUGACCACAAUGCUCAACGCACUGAAUCUCGGUUUGGUUUCGCUCGAGGAUCAGUCAACGUCUCUGCCCAAAGUCCUUUCAGCAACGGGCGACGUAGCGUAGCAGAUCUAAAUUUCCGGGAUGGGUGGUAUCGCAACAACGACGCGUCUUUGUCCUCUCAUGCUCAACAUGAUGCUAACAACGGAGCGUUCGCUGCUCAGAUGAACAACAAUUUUUCGAGCAGUUAUGAUUCGACCGCUGGAGUAACAGAGAAUGGAUGGAAUGGCGAAUCAGUCUACAGUGCCUCGCCCUCCCUGCAGAGGCAAAAUGUGGCGACAGUCGGAUUGCAUGGAUAUGAAGUAAGACCGAGCGGAAGGCUGGAGCAGACGCUGUUGCAAGGUCAAUAUAUGCAAAAGGGAAUAAGAGAUCGAGAAGAAUACGACAAUACCCUUUUAACAAUGCUUCAAUAUGGCAAUCCCCCACAAUUGUUUUCAUCCCAACACCACCAGCAGCAACAGCAGCAGCAGCGUGUCAUCUUCUCUCCUGAUUCAACAUCUCAUGCUUUACAGGAGGAUGGACCUUUUCAAUCUCCGAUGGCUUUCAGCCAAUUGCAGCAGGCUCAACAAACACCAUUGCAGCAUCAUCCGGAUGCAAGACAGCUGAUGCAAAUGCACCAAAGGAGAGGUCAAUCACCAGCGCCCAUGGCUGCUCAUGGCUACCGUCGAUUCUAAUCUACUAAAUUCUCAUUGUCGAACCCCAUCACAUUAUUCAAUCUCUUCAACGCCUUCACAUUCACGCUUCUAUUCCCGCCAAUACCAAAUUUCCAUCACAUCAGUCUUUUGACUUUGUUUUAAUGCAUGCCACAGUUGGUCACUUGAACUCGUUUGUAAACUUCGUUGCCCUAUACGCGGCUCAUGAGAAGAUGAUAACGCUGCGACUGGAGAG
Molecule: messenger RNA, 2925 nt
Organism: Cryptococcus deneoformans JEC21
Lineage: Eukaryota; Fungi; Basidiomycota; Tremellomycetes; Tremellales; Cryptococcaceae
Product: transcriptional repressor, putative
Exons: 8
Coding region: 90-2711 (873 amino acids)
Biological process (GO): protein ubiquitination
Cellular component (GO): CCR4-NOT complex
Molecular function (GO): ubiquitin-protein transferase activity
Source: RefSeq, a predicted model, not a curated record